AUGGCAUCUAUAAAAGUUGCUGAAGCUAUUCCGAUCGCAUAUUCAACUAUGUCCUCCACAAUGAUGCCAUUUCUAUAUCAAACCAGGACAAUUGCCAGCCUGCAUAAAUCCAUCUGCAAUAGGGGAUACCGAAACAGCACCCUGCCUUCGAUCCACAGAACAGGUCUUCAUACUUCCUUAUCCCGAGCUAGCUACGAACCACAAGACGGAACCUAUACUGGGGGUGAUACUGGUCCUCGAAUCAUUAGGAGAGCUCCUACGUCUAGGGGCAGCGACUUUAGUCGACAUAGACCUCGUCCAAGGAUGGCAUUUGAUGAGUACAAACUCAAUCUUGAGAAGAGUGAACUAGAAUCAGAAGGCAACAUUGCGGAAUCUGUGGUUAUUGGUUUCGAGGAUGACGACCAGUCAUUGAUAGAAUAUGGCACGGAAAUCGAUGCAUUGGCAAGUCCAAAUUAUCCGAAGCGCGAGUCUACCAUUACAGAUUCGGAGAGGCACACUUUCAAUCAAAUAUUUACAGAUAUUUUCAAGCGGACUCAAAUAACAUCUCUAUACGACGUUGAAGAUGACGGCACGCAAAUCCCACCCACCACGAAUAGGGAAAGUGCGCGGAACAAGCUUGAUAACAUAAUGGAACAUUCGCUGUCGAACAAACGGCAUCGGACCACGAAGGAACGGGAAGUCGAAAUCAAUAGAUACCCACCAGCUCUUCGUGCUGCAGCUGCUAGGGCGAUUGGUCUUACUCUAAAGGAGGAAGUAAAAACUGAAGUGGAGACCGUGGAACCAGAGCUUGACUCUCAGGCACAAUUGCGAGAACCUGAGCGUAUACGAGUGGAAGAAUUGCUGCGCAAUGCCAAUACAGAUUUUGAGCUCUGGGAUGUCCUCGAAAAAGAAGUAUUUCCCCUCAUUGCAAAAAUGGGUCUAGGAGAGACAAGAGAGAGCCGAGAUCAGCAAAGAAGAGGGAUAGAAGGGUCUGACAUUCUUCCUGUCAAAGAAGAUUCCACUACUGUAACCGAUGAUGAGCCUGAGAUUUCCCCUCUAGCUCUUUAUGGCCCUCUCUAUCCAUCACACCUCCUUCUUGGCUUACGUCUCCUCGACCGGGGUUUCAGUAGACCCUCUCAGCUAUCCGUCUCGAUUCUCCCGCGCAUUAAAUCCUUCGGCCUCCUCUCCCAUGUUCUUGGCGCCUCCACACCUCUCUAUAACGAGCUUCUACGCAUUUACUGGAUACGAUACGACGAUUACCGAACUUGUAUAGAUCUACUCAACGAGAUGGAACACGCAGGUCUGGACUUCGACUCAGAGACAUAUGAUAUUGUCACCGACAUCCUAAAAAUCAGGGCUCUCGUGUGGAAGGGAGAAGCAGGUCGAAAUAAAACAGCAUUAUGGUCUUUACCAGAGUUUAAAAGGUCUCGCCACCUCGAGUUUUGGCAGGAAAAAAUCGAAAGACUUUUAACAACGAAGAGGAUGAAAGAAAGGGUAUAG
Messenger RNA from Sclerotinia sclerotiorum 1980 UF-70, 1479 nucleotides. RefSeq lists its product as hypothetical. Lineage: Eukaryota; Fungi; Ascomycota; Leotiomycetes; Helotiales; Sclerotiniaceae. The transcript has a single exon. Bases 1 to 1479 code for a protein of 492 amino acids. The record is from RefSeq and is a predicted model, not a curated record. Gene Ontology annotation, cellular component: mitochondrion.